AUGCAACUGCAAAAGAAACGCAUAAAAAGCAUUCAGUUCGGUCUUUUCUCUCCGCAGGAGCUGCGCGCAUCUUCGGUCGUGCGCAUCGACCAUCCCGAGACGCUUUCGAACCAGGCACCGAAAGAAGGCGGUCUUAUCGAUCUCAGGCUGGGCACGACAGAGCGGCAGUACCUGUGUGCCACGUGUGCACAGAGCAACCUGACAUGCGUAGGUCAUUUCGGGCACAUUGAGCUUACGCGGCCGGUGUUUCACGUGGGAUACAUGAACAAAAUUAAGAAACUGCUUGAGACCGUGUGUUUCUAUUGCAGCCGUAUCAAGGCGUACGAUGUGUACAAGGAGCACAAGGAUGCCGUGCUUAGGCAGGGCCUGAGCUACUUCUGGGGUCUGUGCAAGGGCAAGACACAGUGUAUGCACUGUCAAUCAAAGCAGCCGCUCAUAAAGCGGGACGGUCUGUCGCUGAUCGCGUUUAUCAAGGGCGAGGACAACACGGAGGGCAAGGUUAUUCUGAACGGUGAGCGGGUGCACACCGUUUUCAAGCGCAUCAGUGCGGAGGAGUGCGAGGUACUCGGCUUUGACGAGAAGUAUGCUCGUCCGGAAUGGAUGAUCAUCAGUGUGCUCAACGUGCCGCCGCCGGCAGUGCGCCCGAGCGUUGUGCUCGAGGGCAUGUUGCGUGGCGAGGACGAUCUCACACACAAGCUGGCAGACAUUGUGAAGGCAAAUGCGAAUCUGGCGAAGUACGAGCGGGAGGGUGCGCCGGGGCACAUCAUCCGUGACUAUGAGAGUCUUCUGCAGUACCACGUAGCAACGCUCAUGGACAACAAUAUACCAGGCCUGCCGCAGAGCCUGCAAAAGAGCGGUCGGCCGCUGAAGAGCCUGAGUGCGCGUCUCAAGGGCAAGGAGGGCCGUGUGAGAGGCAAUCUGAUGGGCAAGCGCGUUGAUUUCAGUGCGCGUAGCGUGAUAUCACCCGACAGCAACAUCUCGCUGUGCGAGGUGGGUGUGCCCGAGUCUAUUGCCAAGGUGCACACGUUCCCUGAGCAGGUCAUGUCGUUCAACAAGGCGCGUCUCGAAGUGCUUGUGCGGAACGGGCCGAACAAAUGGCCCGGUGCCAAUUUUGUUACGCGCGAGGACGGCCAGCGCAUCGAUCUGCGUUUCAACCGCAACAGCAUCCUGCUGACCGAGGGGUGCGUGGUGGAGCGGCACAUGAUGAACGGCGAUGUGGUGCUGUUCAACAGGCAGCCCUCGCUGCACAAGAUGAGCAUGAUGGCUCAUCGAGUGCGUAUCAUGAAGGGAAAGACUUUCCGUCUCAAUCUGAGUGUUACGUCGCCGUACAAUGCCGAUUUUGAUGGCGAUGAGAUGAAUCUGCACAUGCCGCAGAGCUACAACACGCGUGCUGAGCUCGAAAAUAUCUGCGGGGUCGAUAAGAAUGUGCUGUCGUGCCAGGGUAACAAGCCGGUGAUGGGCAUCGUGCAGGACAGCCUGGUUGGGGUGAGGAAGAUGACCGAUGAUGGGGUGUUUGUGGAGUGGUAUGAGGGGCAGCACCUGUUGUACAAGGUGAUGGUGGACAGUUGCUACGACAGGAUGGGUGACGGUUACGUGGGCGGUAGCGGUGAGAUCGGUAGGAAUGUGCUGAGCGGUGAGAUCGGUGAUAGGACAAGAACGAUAGAAGAAAUGAUGAACGGAACAGGAAUGGCAAACGAGGUGGAUCAUACCGGUACUGACCGUGCGGAUAGGAUGAGUACCACAAUCGAUGCCAGCAAUACGAUCAAGGGCCCGUACGCUUCCACGAUCAGACCGGCUGUGCUGCGACCAAGGCGAUUGUUCACGGGCAAACAAAUGUUCUCCUGCACGCUGCCACGCAUAAACUACAAACGGGACAGCGUUCUCAUAAAGAACGGCAUACUCAUCAAGGGAUGCAUCGACAAGAAGGUGGUGGGAACGAGCCAGGGCAGCCUUGUGCACGUACUUGCGCUCGAGAACAAAAACAUCGUGCGCUUCUUCGACGGUCUGCAGCGCGUGGUGAACGGCUUUCUGCUGCAGAGCGGCUUUACGAUGGGUGUGGGCGAUACAAUUGCGGACGAGCGCACGCUACGCGACGUGACGGCGGGCAUACAGGCAAGCAAGAACGAGGUGAACAUGCUGAUCGAUGAUGCGCGCAACGGCAGGCUGCGGCGCAUGCCCGGCAUGAACCUGCGCGAAACGUUCGAGAGCAGAAUCGGUCAGGCACUCAACAAGGCACGUGAUGUGAGCGGCAGCAGUGCGAACGAUGGCCUGGGCACGGCGAACAACGUGCGCAUGAUGGUGAUGGCGGGCAGCAAAGGCUCGCUCAUUAACAUUUCGCAGAUGACCGCGUGCGUGGGACAGCAGAACGUGGAGGGUCACCGCAUUGCAUUCAGCAAUCAGCGCACGCUGCCACAUUUCCACAGGGAUGAUGACCGUGCACAGAGCCGUGGAUUCGUGGAAAAUUCGUACCUUGGCGGUCUGCGUGCGCACGAAUUCUUCUUUCAUGCGAUGGGGGGCCGUGAAGGGCUGAUCGAUACCGCGGUUAAGACCGCAGAGACAGGGUACAUCCAGCGAAGGCUGAUAAAGAGCAUGGAGAACUGCCAAAUUGCGUUCGAUGGCAGUGUGAGGAGCGAAAGGGAUGUAAUUUGUUUUCUGUACGGUGAUGACGGGUUUGAUGGGAGCAGGGUUGAGCGUGUUGAGAUAUGCGGGCGUGAUUUUUACUUGCCGUUCAAUUUUGAGCGUAUUUACGAGGGAGUGUGCGGUGGUGGGGUGUGCAAUGGAGGUGGAGGUGAAGAGGAGCAUCGUAUCAGCGAUUACAUCGGUGCCACGAGCGUUUCUUCCACCACGGCAUCGCACACCUUACCAAACGCGGCAUCUUCUCUGCCAAGCAAUGCAUCCUAUGCCGCGUCCCCCACCUCCUCCCUGCCAAGCGCAACACCGCAGCCCUUACCACGUGACAAGGAGAGCGUACUGAGAGAAUUGCUCACGUUCUCGUCCAACAGGGUGUUCAAUUUCUACUUGCAGUUGAAGAGCGAUAAAUUGCGGUGCCUUGACCUGCGAACACUCAUCAGGAUGAGCAGCGUAAUACGUGAGAAGUAUUACCGGGCAUUGGUGUGCACGGGUGAGAUGGUGGGAACGCUGGCGAGUCAGAGCAUAGGAGAGCCUGCCACGCAGAUGACACUCAACACCUUUCACUAUGCAGGCAUAGCAAGCACCAUAACGAUGGGCGUGCCCCGUCUUAAAGAGCUGAUCAACGUGGCAAAGAACAUAAAAACGCCGAGCAUGCUGCUCACCCUCAAGAACGAGUACAACGAUCUGAAGAACGCCAACCUGGUGAAGAACACGAUCGAGUACAAGGAGUUCAAGCACGUGAUAGAGAGCAUCUCCGUGGUGUACGAUCCUAACGUGACGGACACGCUGAUAGAGGAGGACAAGGAGUUCGUGCGUGCACAUUAUCUGUUUCCGGAUGAGGAGCGGGUGUGCAAUCUUAGUCCGUGGGUGCUGCGCGUAAAGCUGAGCAGGAACAGGAUGGUUAAGCUUGGAGUAACGCUUGAGAUGCUGCGAAUGAUGGUCAAGGAGCGUGUUGAUGUUGAGGUGGUUAUGACCGAUGAGAAUGCGGCAGAUUAUGUGAUGCGGAUGAGGAUGGUUGGGGAGUGUGAUGAUAGCAGGGUUAGGAAGGUUAUGGAUUGGGUGGUUGGUGUGCGGAUAGGUGGUGUUAAGGGGAUCAGUAGGGUGUAUUUGCUUGAGGAGGAGGGCACGGAUGGGAAUGAGGCGGGCACGGAUGGUGGAACGGGCAGUACUGCCGAUGCAAAUAACAAUAAAAAGUGGAAGUUGCAGACAAGCGGUACCAAUUUGAUAGAAAUACUGCACAACGAGUACAUCACCGACAGCUACAGCAACGAUCUGAUGGAGGUAUGCGCUGUGCUGGGAAUAGAGGCUGCUCGUAACGUGCUGAUAAAGGAAAUUAAGAAGGUGAUUGAGAGUGAUGGCAGUUACGUGAAUCAGAGACAUUUAAUGCUGCUCGGCGACAUAAUGACGAGCACGGGCGUGCUGCUGGGAAUUACUCGGCACGGCUUUAACAAGAAGGGUAGCAGCUGCUUGAUGCGCUGCACGUUUGAAGAAACGGUUGAGAUCCUUUUGAAUGCUGCUGCCGGCUCCGAGCAUACGAACAUGCGAACGAUAAGUGAGAGCGUGAUGAGCGGGCAGAUUGCUGCGCUGGGCACGGGCAACGUGGAACUGCUGCUUGAUGUGCAUGCACUGGGCGAUAAGGCGUUUGAGUUUGAACACACGGUGAGCACAGCGCAUAAAGGCGUGCUAUGGUCGCCCGAGAGUGGUACCGGUACUGAUGGCGUGCUGAGCCCCAGCAGGUACACGCCCAGGUACACACCGGUCAGUCCCACAUACAGCCGCGUGACCAGUCCGGUGUAUUCCCCUAAAUCACCGUCUUACAUGCCCACCAGUCCUAAGUACGUGCCUAUGAAUGCGAAGUAUGCGCUCGGCAGUUCGAGGUACAGUCCAACCAGCCCAACGUAUUCGCCCGACAGUCCACGGUACAAUCCAGGGUACACUGCUGGCAGUCCGCAGUACUAUUCGAGGGCCAAUCCUUCGUACUCACCUACAAGUGUGCGGUACUAUUCGCCUACGAGUACGCGGUAUGUUCCUGGAGGGGUGUCACCGUUGUAUGGGCCUGCCAGUCCUAAAAGGCGUGAUGAGGAUGACAAGAAAAAAGGGGAUGGAGAUGAGCAGGUAUGAUGUGCUGAUCAGUUGCGUAGAUAACCCUGAAUCAUCACCCGUUAAUACCGUGCCACAAUCGUACUGUGCUAUCACAUCGUUGUAAUACGUGGGAUUAAAAUACUUCGUUACGUUCCUGCAUUUCACAGAGAUGCCGUGGAGUACCACCCUAAAAUUGGGAAGUGCUUUUAAUGCUGUGCAAUGCGUUAAUUUAGUUUUAACUUCGUGCGUAAAUUAAAGUUUUAUUGUGAAC
Molecule: messenger RNA, 4984 nt
Organism: Vavraia culicis subsp. floridensis
Lineage: Eukaryota; Fungi; Microsporidia; Pleistophoridae
Exons: 1
Coding region: 1-4752 (1583 amino acids)
Biological process (GO): transcription by RNA polymerase II
Cellular component (GO): RNA polymerase II, core complex
Molecular function (GO): DNA binding
Source: RefSeq, a predicted model, not a curated record